Molecule: messenger RNA, 444 nt
Organism: Melanaphis sacchari
Lineage: Eukaryota; Metazoa; Arthropoda; Insecta; Hemiptera; Aphididae
Gene: HLH4C
Product: helix-loop-helix protein 1
Exons: 3
Coding region: 100-444 (114 amino acids)
Biological process (GO): regulation of transcription by RNA polymerase II
Molecular function (GO): protein dimerization activity; RNA polymerase II cis-regulatory region sequence-specific DNA binding; DNA-binding transcription factor activity, RNA polymerase II-specific
Source: RefSeq, a predicted model, not a curated record
UGAAAUUUUCAUGUGCAUUCUCAUAUUCGCCUUUGCUAGUUCGGGUUAACACAGCUGUUGGUGGUUCCGAAUUUAUACUAGUCUCACUGGAUAUUAAACAUGGAUUUUUUAUCUUGUGGUAUGUACUCAAUGGCGGAUUCGACGCUUCCAGAUUCUGUGGACGGACACAGUACACUUGCGAAGAAAAGUCGCGAAAAAAGUACGGUGACGGGAAUGGCCACGUUGACUAGGGAAGAACGGCGGAGAAGACGGCGGGCCACCCAAAAGUACAGAAUGGCUCAUGCAACGCGCGAGCGAGUUAGAGUCGAGGCGUUCAACGUGGCGUUCGGAGAAUUGCGAAAACUCUUGCCCACCAUACCGCCCGACAAGAAAUUGUCAAAAAUCGAAAUAUUAAGGCUCGCGAUAUGUUACAUUAUGUAUUUAAAUCAAUUUUUGGAAACGUAA